Diprion similis is the source of this 1410-nucleotide messenger RNA. RefSeq lists its product as uncharacterized. Bases 25 to 1401 code for a protein of 458 amino acids. The record is from RefSeq and is a predicted model, not a curated record. Lineage: Eukaryota; Metazoa; Arthropoda; Insecta; Hymenoptera; Diprionidae. The transcript has 9 exons.
AGCGAGACGACGAACGUUCUGCUGAUGCGGUAUCUUGCUCUGAGAAACUUCCACGGAAGUCUUUCCUUUCAAAGUAUCAUGAUCGAUGGACAACUCACGACAUCCAAUUACAGAUGUACCGAAGCGCGAAGAAUGAAGCUGAAUGGCAAGGUCCUCCCGGUUUAUACUAUAGAGCGCAGAAUGCAUGAGGAAUGCGGACUCAUUCACAAUACCAAGACUUACAUGACUCAGAGCGGGUAUAUAUUGCGACACGAUUGGCUGGAAGUCCCAUACCUGGUGCAAAUCAAUUCGCUCAUUGAUCCCAAUGAUCUUGUCACCAAGGAUCGAAAAAUUGUUCCUCCACUGAGGUCGAGAUGGGGAAGCGAUGUUCAAAUGAUGUCCAUGUACCUUGAUAAAAAGACCUGUCAAAUGGCACAGCAAACGGAGUACCUCACCGAUCACCCCGAGAUCAAGCAGUUGAUAAGCGAUUUUACGCAGACAUUGUUAGCCGUGAAGCCGGUUAACGUCUUAUCAUUUACGAUUCAACAUUUCGCGGCAUUUGCCAAAAACCCUGACCCGUCCAAGGUCGGCGCGUCAGGUGAAUCAAAUCUGGAUAUGUCACAGCUGUCUACGUACAAGCCAAGUCGAGUAUGCAGCGUCUGCGGAAUCUGCUUCGAGUGUCUAAUGUCCGAGCAGCCUCCCAAUAAUGCUAAGCGCAACUGCAUGACUCCUGACUUGAAAAGUCCAGCAUUUUCGUUGUGUUCUGUAUUCACAAAGUGUCCCAGUGACGCAACUUGCACCAAGAAAUUGUCAGAUGGCAGCAAGCUGAGCGUUACUUGUUCUGACGAUUGUAGAACUUGUGUACCCGGCGAAAAGCACACUAGCAUUUGCAGCUUGCAUCCUGAAUGCCUACUCAAGUGCAAAGGGUGUCAACAUCAAAGAGAACCGUGCCAAGUACACAAGGACUGUCCGGAAUGUCUGGGAUGUCGCGAGGUUUGCAGCUUUCAUCCACAGUGUAAAAAAACUUGCGAGGGAUGUCGAAUCGCCAAAGAACCGUGUAGUGUGCACAAGCAUUGUCCUGAGUGCCCUGGAUGCCGUGAAGUCUGUAGCUUUCAUUCAAACUGUGAAAAAACCUGUAACGGAUGUCGAAUGAUUGAAGAACCAUGUAAUGUGGAUAAGGAUUGCAUUGAGUGUCCUGGAUGCCUAAGUAAGGUCUGCAGCUUUCAUCCGGAAUGUGAAGGAACCUGUGAAGGAUGCCAACCUGUUAAAGAACCAUGUCGUGUGCACAAGGCUUGCCCUGAGUGUCCUGGAUGCCAUAAAGUCUGCAGCGAGAUUGGAGUUUGCCCAAAUUGCGUGAAGUGCAACAUUGAAAUACUCCCAGAGAGCGCCAAAGUUGUUCUCAAUCUGAAUAAUGAAAAUUGAAGAGUACCC